Messenger RNA from Acanthoscelides obtectus, 830 nucleotides. The record is from the annotation of a GenBank genome assembly. Lineage: Eukaryota; Metazoa; Arthropoda; Insecta; Coleoptera; Chrysomelidae.
UAUUUUUUUUCCGAUUUUUGCGUUUGGUGUCAGCGCAACCAUCUACAUAAUGAGUAGGCGAGAUUUUGAAAAAUACCGUAAUCCCGGUUUCGAUGCAGGCUUUAUCGACGCACAUCCCGCACAGCAAGCGGAUGUGUUGAGAAGCGCAGUUACCCCAUAUAGAGGAAGACCUUUCCGAUGGCAGAGAGGUAAUAGACGUGGAAGAGGCCGCCAGCAGUAUCAACAGCGCCGCAAUGAAGAUUUCCGGCAGAAUAAAUCUAAGAUCACAGAACAUGAUUUAUCAAUGGCUUUGAAGAAUAAACUAUUUCCUGGUAUUAAAGAUGGACAGACAGCAGCAGAAAGAGUGGAAGCUGUAAACACACUUAAGGCUAUAACCAUUUGCAUAACAACAAGAACAAUUGGGUUUGGAACUACACAUUUAUUUGCUUGUUUAUACGAAUAUAACAAUGUGCCAGUUCGAGGUUCGAUAUACUAAUUUUAUAGAGUAGGUCUAGCAUUGGUAAAUGUCAAAGUACAAUUAGUACAAAGAGGAUUAGCGUGCAUUACUAGCCCUAGUGAUAUUGACAUUAGAGAUUUGGAAAUUCAUAAUCUCUUGAAAAAACGGUUACAACAAGAUUGUUUUCAGUUGUGAUUGCCUGCGAAGCUAAAAAUAUGAACUAGCCGACCAAUCAGCGCGCGCUUGACGGCAGGGGGCAGAGUCUACGCCUGUCGUAAGGACUUAUCCCCUCUCCAGGUAAGAACCGGUCAAUAUAAAUAGAGGCCGCCGUCAUUUCAUGAGCAGUCAGACUUUAGUUCGAAGAUGGAUCUGAUGGUGAAUGAUGCGAUGCUUG